Lycium barbarum (goji berry) is the source of this 2256-nucleotide messenger RNA. RefSeq names its product phosphoserine phosphatase, chloroplastic-like. The record is from RefSeq and is a predicted model, not a curated record. Gene Ontology annotation, cellular component: cytoplasm. NCBI's taxonomy places the organism in Eukaryota, Viridiplantae, Streptophyta, Magnoliopsida, Solanales, Solanaceae. Bases 66 to 404 code for a protein of 112 amino acids. The transcript is spliced from 4 exons. Gene Ontology annotation, molecular function: magnesium ion binding. Gene Ontology annotation, biological process: dephosphorylation; L-serine biosynthetic process.
UAUUGGUGAAGAAGCUGAAGGAUACAAAUAAAGAUGUUUAUCUGGUCUCUGGAGGGUUUCGUCAAAUGAUCAAUCCUGUUGCAUCAAUCCUUGGUAUACCGCUUGAAAAUAUCUUUGCCAAUCAAAUACUUUUUGGGAGUAAUGGAGAAUAUGCUGGGUUUGAUAAAAAUGAGCCAACUUCAAGGAAGGGCGGGAAAGCUACUGCAGUUCAACAAUUAAGAAAGGCUCAUGGAUACAAGUCACUGGUCAUGAUCGGUGAUGGUGCUACUGAUCUCGAGGCUCGUAUGCCAGGUGGGGCAGACUUAUUUGUUUGCUAUGGAGGAGUUCAACUAAGAGAACCAGUUGCAGCUAAAGCGGAUUGGCUGGUGUUUAAUUUUAAGGACUUGAUUAAUUCAUUGGUGUAAUGUCCUACGCUUCGCUCUUUCAUCAAUAUUUGUACUUCGGGGCUUAGCUAGCUUUGUACUUCGAUUCUUGAUGUCACUUAUUUGGCUAUUAAACUUUAUAAGAUAAGAUAAGCGCAAAUAUAGUGGAUCUUAGAAAAGAGCAAAAUGAUUGGGAGCUAAGCGCUUGUUUUGCACUGCCACUUGUAUUGUGCAUUUUCUGGAAUAAUUAUUGGACUGUUGCAACUAGAAUGAACGAGGCGCGCUUUCGGAGAAGCUAUCUUUGCUCUUUAGGAUAACAAUCCUGUCCCUUUCAUAUUUUCGAUCGCAUUGCGUGAAAUCCGUUGCAUUUUACACCCCCAAUGUAUGCCAUCUUUUGUGAUUUGCACCCUAAUCUAUUUAUUUUAAUGAUUUGCAUCCUGACCUACUCAUUUCUUUGCAAAACAAGAAAACUACUCUUUUUUUAAAAAAUUAAAAGGGUAAAAUAGGAAAUACAUUGAAAAUAUUCAUUCAGAUUGAGUAUCUGAUGUAUGGCAAUACGGCAUCGCUGACUUCCGGCAUCACUCCAUCUCUUCUUCCUGUUUCUACCUAAUAUGAAGGUCUAUUUGCCUGUUUGCCACCAAUUUAACAUGAUAUCUAAAAAAUCAAAAAGAAGCCACAAUUUUGUUUUUUUUUUGGUUCUCAAUUGAAACAAUUCAACAUUGUAGUUAACGAACAGAAACAUAACUGUGAGACAGUUCAAAAGAAAUAAAUAAACAAACAUAACUGACGAGACAAUCGAAAAAUAAAAAUAAAAUAGACAAAUAUUUACCAAAACAACAACAUCCCUAGCAGCUAAAGCAACAAUAUCAGAACAAGACACAAUCGCAGGGAACACUGCUUCUACUUCUGUUUUGACUCUUUCUACAAUGUACAAAAACAUGUCUUUCUGCAUUUGCCCCAUUUUCUAUCAAAAUUGAUCCGUCGUACCCAAACCAUUUCUUUUGUUUUCGUAUUUUUCAUUAGCAGAUAAUUAACAUGCCGGAAGUCAGCAAUGCCAUUCAUCAGAUACUCAAUCUCAAUGAAAAUUUUCAAUGUAUUUCCUAUUUUAUCCUCUUAGAAUUUUUUAAAAGAAGCAGUAUUCUUGUUUUGCAAAGAAAUGAGUAGGUUAGGCCUUAGGGUGCAAAUCACAAAAAAGGGCAUACUGAUUCUAUUGCGUGAUAUGUUGCAAAUGUUUGGUUGAAAGAUCGAGAGUUGAUGCAUAGCUGAGAUCCGACAAAGCCAAAACUGAAAACUGAAAUUUGAAAUUAUAGGAUACUUGCAUCAAAUUAAGUGUUUUCAUUUUGUUUCCACAUGUUCUAUCAAUAUGAGGCUAUCAAAAGAAAUGAAAUCCAGUACUAGCCUGCAUCAUCUCGAAACUUUCACAUUCACUUUUAAACUGCACAACAGAGUUCUCCGUUCUGUACAGCUUACUCGAAUAGUUCGAGACGUUGUGAGGCUUAUCAAUUCCUAGUUCUAACUCAUUUGGUUGUUUAAUUUUUAAGUUCUUCCACAUAUUGCAAAACCCAAUAAUUUCAACAAGAUUCCAGCUGAAGCUUGCAUUAGCAAGUUGAAUAUUGCUGUUUAUAACCCUUCCCACCUACCUUCUGGCAAUGUUCUCUUAUUUCUUACUUAUUUUUGUGUCUGGUUAAGCAGAAAAUGGGAAAUAAAGGAGGAAAGGUAACAUAAGAUAUUUAAAGAGAUAGGAGAAUGACACCUUAAAUAUUACUUACUACUACAAUUUUUUCAUAUAGAGUUCAAAGGGAAAAUACAUAGACCAGGUAAUAGCCAAACAGGAAGACUGACUCAGCAAAAGACAGAGACACCAAAAACUCCAAAUCUUACAACACCACACACC